Durio zibethinus is the source of this 1766-nucleotide messenger RNA. Its product is annotated as triacylglycerol lipase OBL1-like. Gene Ontology annotation, molecular function: triacylglycerol lipase activity. Lineage: Eukaryota; Viridiplantae; Streptophyta; Magnoliopsida; Malvales; Malvaceae. Gene Ontology annotation, biological process: lipid metabolic process. The record is from RefSeq and is a predicted model, not a curated record.
UAUGAGCCAUCUAUAAUUAAGUCAAUCAACCAAAGAACUAAUCGCUAGUUCAUAUCCUGCUACACUCUGUAUCUCCAUUAUUUUUCUGUCUAUAAAUUUGGCAUCAAAGCUGGGUAGCAGGCAUCCCAAAAUCAUUCACAAUCCAGAAGUAUUGUUUUGCCAGGUAGAUCAUGGAAGCCAAGGCUGGCAACAAGGGCUUCUGUAGCAGUUAUUUGCUAUUGGACCCUAAGCAAGCCACUUUCAUCGAUAUUUUUUAUGUCUUGUUUUCUAGUAACUUAAAGAAUAGAAAAUUUAUCGAUUGCUCUCAUGAAAAAAUGGAAAAUUUCUGGUAUAGACUUCAUAUAUUCCUCUCCAUACUGUUACAAAAACUUCUGUUAAUGAUAUCGACGCCAAUGGCAACGAUGGGGUCAGCUGUAGAGGACAUGCUCAACCUUCUGCCAAGUAAUGGUGGCUUGUUUGGUCUCCUACUUAAUAUCUUGCGAGGGAAGAAUGUGAUGCCCGACAGAGAGGCUGCAAACUAUCGUUCUUUUAUAGGAUAUGUGGACACGAGAAUGAAGCUAGACCGUGACAUUAAAUAUGGAGAUGGCACGUAUUAUCCAGCACUUUCGAUGAUGGCUUGUAAAGCAGCUUAUAAUAAUUCCGCUUAUACCGAAGCUAUAGUAAAUGAUCAUUGGGAGAUGGAUCACUUGGGAUUUAAAGAUUAUUGGAAUGAUUUCCUACAAAAAGCCGGUACACAAGCCUUCUUGUUUCGAGAUAAAAGAGAUGACCAUGACACUAUUGUUGUUUGCUUUAGAGGAACUGAACCGUUUAAUGCAAAUGAUUGGUGUUCGGACGUUGAUAUCUCUUGGUACGAAUUCCCCAACAUUGGAAAGAUUCAUAGUGGUUUCAUGAAAGCCUUAGGCAUGCAGAAAACUGUUGGUUGGCCUGAGCAAGUCGUGCCAGAUCAAACCCGCGGAGCACCAUUAGCAUACUACGACAUAAGGGAUAAGUUGAGAGACCUUUUGAGCAAAAAUCCUGAAGCAAAAUUUAUAGUGACAGGCCACAGUUUGGGUGGUGCGCUAGCAAUUUUGUUCCCAGCAAUUUUGUUUUCCCAUGACGACAAAUUGCUGCUGGAGAGAAUGGAAGGAGUGUACACUUUUGGGCAACCGAGAGUAGGAGAUGGGACGUUCGGAAAUUACAUGCUGAAGAAUUUGAACAAGAAUGGAAUUCAUUAUUACAGAUAUGUUUACUGUGAUGAUAUUGUUCCAAGGGUUCCAUUUGAUAACAAACGCUUUUUGUUCAAGCACUUUGGUACCUGUGUCUUCCACAACAGCAAAUACCAAGCAUUGAUUGUUGAGGAAGAACCAUACCGGAACUACUUCUCAAUUUGGGCCUUUUUCCCCAUGCUAAAAAAUGCUAUAUAUGAGCUGAUAAGAAGUUUCACUAUAGUGAAGCAGAGGGGACCAGAUUACAGAGAAGGGUGGUUGUUAUUUUGUAUCAGAGUAGUUGGAUUGGUGUUCCCUGGUCUGCCAGCUCAUUGUCCCCAGGAUUAUGUAAACUCCACCCGUCUUGGAUCCCCAGAUAAGCUUUUAUUUGUUUCCCAGAAACCAGUCAUGAUGUCCGCUAGCUAGGCCUGAAUUUGCAUUUUGGAGAUUUCAAUAAAAGUAACUGGAUGGUAUAGGCAUGCCACCGGUAGCACCUUUGUAACAAAUUUAAUGUUUCAUUCCUGUUAAAGGUUUUCAUACGUUUUGAUCGAUGUUUGUGAUAAUAAAGUUAUGGAUUAUGGA